Cyanistes caeruleus (blue tit) is the source of this 1036-nucleotide messenger RNA. The record is from RefSeq and is a predicted model, not a curated record. NCBI's taxonomy places the organism in Eukaryota, Metazoa, Chordata, Aves, Passeriformes, Paridae.
CCCUAGGCCCCCGCGGUCAGGACGCAGCCGGCGGGGGAAGGAGGCCCUGGUGGUCCAGCUCCGCCGCGGGGCCGUUCGCAGCCGCAGGAUGGAGGGCGCCGGGGCCCGCUGCGCCUGUGGAGGAGGCCGUGAUCCUGAGGUUGUCUGCGAAAAACACUUGUUUAAAGGCAGACUGCCAGAGCCCCUCUUUCAGCUGGCGUGCAGUCACAACCACUGUGCUUUCCCUGUGAGUCGCAAUGAGUUGUGCGUCUGGAACACAGCCACUGCUCAGCCAUUAUAUUUGUCAGGCCAUCAUGACUCAAUUUCUGCAUUGUCAUUUGGAAAUAAAAUCAAUCCGCUUCUUGUCUGCUCUGCCUCUCAUGAACGUGUGAUAGUGUGGAAUCUUGAUGAAUGUACACAGAAAGUGCAAGAAGGGUUUACACCUCGAGGAAUUGUUAUAGGAACUCUUUUGGGAAUGGUGCUUCAUAUAAGAUUUAGUCCAGAUGAUCAACAAGUGGCAGUAUGCGCUGGAAAUCAGAUCUACAUGUUAAGUGCAAAGAAUGAAGUUAUACUAGCUGAAUUGGAUGGACACCUGGCUCCAGUGACUGCUGCUGAGUUUUGCACAUGGGAGAAAAGUAUGCUCAUAUCAGUGUCAGAAGACAGAACCUUUAAGGUGUGGGACUAUUCUACCAGCCAGUUAAUAUAUCAGUCAGGAAUAAUAGCAGCAUUUCCUUUGCUAAGUCUGCUAAUUGAUGAAGAAAGCAAACAGAUUAUCACUGGAUGUGCUGAGGGACAGCUUUGGAUCUUCAGUUUAAUCAGUGAUCAUAAUUACCGUUGUGUAGCACAUAUCAACUUAAAGAAAGAGCAAGAGAAAUUCUGUAAUAAAGUGUGGAAAUCUGGCAAAGAAAUAGGUGAAGGGCAAAGUAAUUCCAAGCUUUGCAAAACAGACAGCACAAAACCAGAAGGAUCAGUGGAAACAUCAUUGCCUAUCCUCUUAAUUGAGCAUUGUGACUAUUUUGUAUGUUUCCAUAAUGAAGAAAACAUGUAAGUCCUUUAA